This is a messenger RNA of Trichomonas vaginalis G3, 1782 nucleotides long. Its product is annotated as bifunctional inhibitor/lipid-transfer protein/seed storage 2s albumin superfamily protein family. Lineage: Eukaryota; Parabasalia; Trichomonadida; Trichomonadidae. The transcript has a single exon. The coding region runs from base 1 to 1782 and encodes 593 amino acids. The record is from RefSeq and is a predicted model, not a curated record.
AUGCUUUUGUUAUUUGUUUUUUUUUCGGUUUUAUCAAUAGACCCACCAUCAUUUCAUAAUAGAAAUUAUAAUAUUAAUCAUACCUAUAAUCAAGAUAUUAAUUUAUUGGAUUACAGUCAUUCAUUUAGAUCUAGUGAAUAUUUUCAAUGCACAAUUACUAUUAAUGAAGUUAGAUUCACAAAUAACAACGCAUUUGGGUCAACUAUUUCGUCGGCUAGUGGUGGAGCACUAUAUGCAUCACAUUCACAAAUUGCAGCUGUAGCACAUCGAUCUACAUUUUCCUCGUUUGAAAGCAAUUAUGCCUCAAUUGGAGGUGCUGUAUGUUUCAUUGCUUGCAAAGCUUUCUUUAAUUAUAUUAAAUUCACUGAAAACAAUGCUCUUAAAUUUGCAGGAGCAUUUUAUUUCCAAGGUAUCACCGAAUAUAGUGGUAUUAUUAGUUCAGAGCAAUUUCUUUUACUCGAUUCAUGCUAUUUUGAGAACAAUACAGCCCAUGAUGUUGGUGGUGCUCUUUGUUUCUCUAAUGCUGCCAAUAGUGAGAUUGAUGAUUCAAUAUUCUCUAAUAACACCGCUGCAAUAGGUGGUGGGGUAAUUUACAGUAUCCAAACAGAUCUCCUAAUUUUCCGAUCCUACUUCUCAACAAAUAUAGUUAAUGAUCGUCAGAGAAAUCUAAAUUUUCGAUAUGUUAUUAAUAAUGUUUCACCAUCAGCCACAGGAUCAUCAAGGUUUAGUGCACGCGGAGGUGGAGCUAUUCUCUUUACCGCAAUUGAGUCAGAAAGACCUCUUAUCUUAGAAACUAAAUUAUGCUGUUUCUCUAAUAAUAUGGCUAUGACAGGUGAUACAUUUAAUCCGACCGAUGCUAAUGUGGGUGAUAACGUUCUCUUAGAUGGUCAUGUUAGUUACUUUUCAAAUAAAGAUAGUAUGAAUAUAAACAAAAUUGCAAGAAACUCGCGGGAAUUAUCUAUUUUCUAUAACUAUGAUCGUGAUUCUCCAAAUUCCGCUUGCAUGUAUGAUGAUUCAGAGCUAAGACUUCAUACACCACAUAAUUAUGCAUCAAAUAGCAAUACUGAAGAUUAUAAAUCCACUUAUUUUGUUCCUUCUCCUACAAAAUUUAUUACUCAUCCAGCGCAGUAUACAAAACAUCAUCACAUAACAACUAUUUUUAAAUCUUUAAUUUUGGUUUCAAGAAUAAGACCAAAUCCACCUCCCACAAUUUCAACUCCAAGUCCGCCAACCCCGGAGAGAACACCAGCCCCAAUUAUUACGCCUGGUAAAGGCCAACGUGGAAUUCAAACAGUUACUAAAAUAGAGACAUACACAAGCACUACAACAACUAAAAUAAACACAAUUGUUAUCUCAUAUGACCCAGAAAAUCGACCUAUUUAUACCACAACAGAAAUUACUGGCGAGUUCACUAUUGUCACUGUUGUUGUUAUAGAAUCCAAUGUUUAUUUGGCCAUUGAAGAAACUCCAACUUCACCAAAGAAUAAUACUACAUACAUCAUUAUUGGAGUUGUUGCAGGCAUUAUUCUACUUCUUGCCGCUGCUUUACUUAUUUGGUUUAUUGCUGUAAAGAAGAGAAAAGAUGAUGAAGACUCAAAUUCUAUUGAAAUGGUAGAAGAAACAGUUACAAUAGCACCAACAACUUCAAACACUGUUACUAAUGAUAAUCCAUUGUGGACCACAAGCAUCGCUGGCGAAAAUGAUGACCCAUUCAGGAAAGACUUCGAAGAAGAAGGCGUUGAAGGAUUCUUUGAAGUGAACGAUGCCAAGGAAUUAGAAUAA